Sphenostylis stenocarpa is the source of this 162-nucleotide messenger RNA. Lineage: Eukaryota; Viridiplantae; Streptophyta; Magnoliopsida; Fabales; Fabaceae. The record is from the annotation of a GenBank genome assembly.
AUGGAAGGAGAAGCAUUCAACCUUAGCUCUCAUCUUCAACAACGAAGGCUCUCACACUUUUCCGCUCAACGAUGUCAAUUUUCGGCAGAAGAUGAUUCUGAAUGUGAACCCUGUUGUGGCGACAAAACCCUUGUUUUGGCAAAUUGUGCAAAAAUAGAAUCA